AUGUCGUUAGCUAUAAUACGACGAGCUGUACAAACUCCUACUUUAAAUGCUGCAAGGUCUAUCCGAUGCAACCCUUUUGCAGGAUUUUCAACUACUUUAAGAUAUUAUAGCUCGAAACAUGUUAGAGGUAGUUUCAGGGAAACACUGCCGAACGCUUUCGCCCGCUCCAAUGUUGGAGGCACGUCAAAUGUUACGCUGAACAGACACACAAUUCUCAACCCAUUCCUCUUCAUGCAAGCUAGAAACUACGCUGACAAAACCGUCACUGUGCCACCGAUGGCCGAAUCGAUUUCGGAGGGAACCCUUAAGAGGUGGACUAAACAGGUGGGCGAUUUUAUUCAUGCUGACGAGGAAAUCGCGACCAUUGAAACCGAUAAGGUCGAUGUUACCGUCAACUCGCCCGUGUCGGGUACUAUAAUAGAACUGUAUGCUGAAGUUGACUCUACCGUGACCGUCGGAGCCAAUUUGUUCAAGGUUGAACUUGGAGAUGCUCCAAAGGAGGGCGCUGCUGCUCCCAGCGCUUCCGCAGAAGCCUCCCCUGCACAGGAAGAAAAACCUGAAACACCGGACGUAAGCAAAAAGAAGGCGGAAUCGGCACCCCCAGAACCAAAAUCUGCGCCUUCUCCACCACCUUCGUAUGAACCUCUCCGAUCUCCGCCCCCACCACCUCCUCAAUCCUCUUCACCUCCCUCACCUCCCUCUCGACCCGAAUCACCACCUGCUUCACCUACUCGAUCUGUGUUACCGCUUCUUGCAGCCACUGGAUCCCCAUAUGGGCCAAGAGAAGAACGUCGUGUUAAAAUGAACAGGAUGCGUUUGAGAAUUGCUGAAAGGCUCAAAGAAUCACAGAAUAGUGCUGCUUCCUUGACGACAUUUAAUGAGAUUGACAUGAGUAAUAUUAUGGAACUACGUAAUACAUAUAAAGAAUUAAUUUUGAAAAAACACGGUAUCAAACUUGGUUUCAUGUCUGCAUUCGUGAAAGCAGCCGUGUAUGCAUUACAAGAGGUGGCUGUAGUUAACGCAUCGAUUGAAGGACCGGACGGAGGUGACACUAUUGUGUACAAAGAUUAUGUUGAUAUGAGUGUUGCAGUAGCGACACCGAAAGGAUUGGUUACUCCUGUUGUGAGAAAUGCACAUUUGAUGUCCUUUAUCGAGAUUGAGAAGGCUAUAGCCGAGUUAGGACAGAAGGCUCGUGAUGGCAAGAUUACAAUUGAAGACAUGGCAGGAGGAACCUUUACCAUCUCCAAUGGAGGAGUGUUUGGAUCAUUGAUGGGUACCCCAAUCAUCAAUAUUCCACAGAGUGCUAUCCUAGGAAUGCAUAUUACAAAGGAACGACCUGUAGCUAUCAAUGGGAAGGUUGAGAUUCGUCCAAUGAUGUAUGUUGCAUUAACUUAUGACCAUCGUCUUAUUGAUGGUCGUGAGGCCGUUACAUUCCUGAAAACGGUGAAAGAACAAGUAGAAGAUCCACGUCGAUUGCUACUGGACGUGUGA
Molecule: messenger RNA, 1491 nt
Organism: Paraglomus brasilianum
Lineage: Eukaryota; Fungi; Glomeromycota; Glomeromycetes; Paraglomerales; Paraglomeraceae
Source: the annotation of a GenBank genome assembly